AUGUCUGCAUCACCCACGAUCGCAGCUUCCUCGACCAAGCGGCCGUUGGAGGAGCCUUCCUCGCCUGCCGGGCCUAACGAACAGCCUGAUGCCAAGCGCCCUGCCCUCGACAAGACGGUGAGCGAGCCCACUACCGACGAGAUUGAGACGGCGCAGCCAGUCAAGGGCGAAGGUAUUGCGACUGAAGACAUCAAACAAGACGGCGCUCAGCCGGAUGUGGACGUUGUUGAUGCUGUUGCCGAGAAUGGUGUAGAGAAUGUCCAGCCUGACACCGUUGUCCCGGAUGCACCCUCAAUCCUCGAGACUCAACCCAUCCAAUCUACUUCUGGCGCCAACGGCCGACCUCUCAGCCAUAAUCAGCAAGUUGACGAGACCAAUUGGCUACAUGUGCGUGCCUGUAUCGGCACCAGUGAGGCCGCCACUAUCAUUGGCAAGGGUGGUGAGAACGUCACUCAGAUUCGACGUCUGUCUGGUGCCAAGUGUACUGUCAGCGACUACUCUCGAGGUGCCGUCGAGCGCAUCUUGACCGUGAGUGGUCAGGUCGAUGCUGUCUCCAAGGCGUUUGGCCUCAUCGUACGUACCCUCAACCAAGAGGACCUCGAGACACCUUCCACAUCCACCUCGAAGGCAUACCCUAUGCGACUACUGAUCCCCCACAUCCUCAUUGGCUCCAUCAUCGGGAAGGCUGGUGUCCGCAUUCGUGAGAUUCAGGAGGCCUCAAACGCUAAGCUGAACGCAUCUGACACCCUUCUCCCCAACUCCGGCGAGCGCUCAUUGGUUGUACUUGGUGUUGCUGAUGCAGUGCACAUUGCAGUGUACUAUGUCGCUCAGACUCUGGUUGAACAACUGACAGAGCGUUUCGGUGGUCCUGCUGCUUCUCAGUACGCGACUCGCAGUGGUAUGGCAGCCAACGUGGUCCCAGGUGGUAUGUCUGUCCAACCCUACGUCCCUCAACCAGCCGGAGGGCAGUAUUCCCAUCCUCAGAACUUCCGCCGCGAACCCACUCAGCGCACCCCUGCCCAUGGUGGCUACGGUGCGGCUCACAUGCAUGGUGGCCAGCCACCUCAACCUUCGCCUUAUGGUCAUCCAAAUAUGCCUUAUGGGGCCGGCUCACCUGGUCGUGCUCCCUAUGGCGGUCCUGCAGCACCCACUUCGUAUGGUGGCCACCAUGCGGCAGCUCCCGUUGCGCAUGGCUCUACUCCCAUGCAGCCAGCCGUGGGUAGCAUGCCUGGACAGCCACUAACACAGCAAAUCUUCAUUCCUAACGAUAUGGUCGGUGCUAUCAUUGGAAAGGGAGGUGCAAAGAUCAACGAGAUCCGUCAGCUUAGUGGUAGCAUGAUCAAGAUUAACGAGCCUACUGACAACAGUAAUGAACGCCUUGUAACCAUCACUGGCACCCAAGAAUGCAACCAAAUGGCUCUGUACAUGUUGUACUCCAGGCUUGAGUCUGAAAAGCAUCGCAUCUAG
Plenodomus lingam JN3 is the source of this 1467-nucleotide messenger RNA. RefSeq lists its product as uncharacterized. Gene Ontology annotation, cellular component: nucleus; cytoplasm. NCBI's taxonomy places the organism in Eukaryota, Fungi, Ascomycota, Dothideomycetes, Pleosporales, Leptosphaeriaceae. The record is from RefSeq and is a predicted model, not a curated record. Gene Ontology annotation, molecular function: mRNA 3'-UTR AU-rich region binding. Gene Ontology annotation, biological process: regulation of gene expression.